CGUGUUUUCGCACACAAUAAUGUUUCUAACAUCUUUUAAGUGUCGCACCUUUGCUCCUGCCUAUAACCUCUGCAGCUGCCUUCAGUAACCCUGGAUUUUAUUUGAAACCACGCACCUGAUAUGCCUCGUAACGCACACUUCACACCAGAUCACGCUCCCCUCACCCAUCACAAAUCCUUGGAGGCGGAAGAAAAUAGGACUACAGGGCCGUUGUUCUUUCUCAACCCUACAAGAGCUCGCUUUUGUCAUACAGACAUCACACCGGCUCCCACUGGUUUCAAUGACAAGAAGACUCCGGCAAGGUAUACUCAACCUCAAAACGUCGCUUUCGAAUGGACCUCUCGAAACAACAGAAAGGGUCGCCACGCCUUGCGUGUUGAGGACUCAGCCUCGCCAACCACCCCAUCAGGUUUUGUAGCGCCAACUUCGACGUCGAAGCCCCUCCCAAUUCUACGCAAUAUCUGGGGUAUGUUUGUGGAAUAUCCGUAUUGGGACGUCAGCUGGCUGGUCGCUUGGUGGUUUACGUGGGGGAGUAUCGUGUGGGUCAUCAAUGCGUUCUUUGUCUGGUUACCCCUUGUACGACCAGAAAUGGAGUUUUCGACUGAGAUAGCUAUUGGAGGAGGCGUGACCGCCUUUAUUGGUGCCUCGAUGUUCGAGAUCGGGAGCGUACUUCUCAUGAUCGAAGCCUUCAACGAAAAUCGAGCCGGCUGCUUUGGUUGGCAAUUCGAGCGCCUCUUCCUCAGCGGGUCGAAUGGCAGCAAACAAGAUUUGGAUAUCGAGGAAGGCAAGGCUAUCCGGCUUAAACCUGACACAGACCACUGUACACACCAUCAUCCAAACAGGAAGAACUUGGUCGGCAAGGGACGAACAGAGAAGGCAGCUAUUCAGGCGGACUCAGAGACGAUGGACGAGAAUUCGGUAUCUGGGAGUACAGACAGGAGCUGGGUGUGGUUUCCUACCAUGAACGAGCUUCGUACACACUACCUCCGAGAAAUAGGCUUCCUCGCCUGUUUCUCGCAAUUCAUUGGAGCCUCGAUUUUCUGGAUUGCAGGCCUCACAGGCCUUCCGAACAUAAUCCCCAAAGGCGACCAGCCUCUGCUCGACGGAAUAUACUGGGCCCCUCAGGUCGUAGGGGGUACAGGGUUCAUAAUCUCCGGAUUCCUAUUCAUGUUGGAGACGCAAAAGACGUGGUGGAAGCCGGCGUGGGGUGUGCUUGGGUGGUGGAUCGGGUUUUGGAAUCUCAUUGGGGCAUUUGGAUUCACCAUCUGCGGUGCGUUUGGAUACUCAACGAAUAGUGGAAUCGAGUUCGAGUCAGCGCUGGCGACAUUUUGGGGAUCAUGGGCUUUCUUGAUCGCGAGCGUGCUCCAGUACUACGAGAGUCUAGAAAAACACCCAGUGACGACAAUCAAACCUAGAGCCAAUUGAUUAUAAUGUAAUGUCUUGACAUGUAUCUCCUUGAAUUUAGUCAAUCAUAUGCCUUGAAUUGACCUUGCUCGGUUUGAGCGAUCUACUCGAGUUAUACCAGCGUUCGACGACUAAUCAUACCCAUGCAAGAAAGGUUGCUUUUCCGUAUCUACUCAACGUCAUUGGUGACCUUCCUAACAUGCUCGCUGUCUUUGUUCUCCUGUGAUGCAUGGUACUUCUUCCGCAACUUCGUCAACGCCUCGGACAGUCUGCUCGCCUCGAGCCUCUCUGCAAGGAUGAGGCUUGUCAUACCCUGGAUACACUUCCACGCUUGCUCGUACUCCUCCACCUUCGGAUAAUCCGCAAUCUCGCUUAGCCACGUAGACGGUCCAUCGACGUCAGGAUAAAACUCGGUGGACAUAUUAAGCCAGUCCCACUCCGAGCACGGAACUAGGAAUGUAGAUAAGAAUCGCGCGACCUUGGGAUAGAACGUGGUGGGCGCGUUUGAGUCGAGGGGUAAUGGAGAUCGACCAACGCAGAUGUCCAACACAUCAUGAGGUCUGAUGUUGACCGGUUCGGCGGGAACGGGCUGGGUGGCGUCGACGUAGAGGCCGAUGAACCAUAAGGAAGGACAAUGUGUUACAAAAGAGAUGAAUGCGGAGAGCGAUAGCGAUGUUUUUGAUGGGAUAAGGGGUUGAGGGUUUAGCGAGAGUCGGGUCAGAUGAGGCCAUCUGGAAGCCAGCUCGGCAGCUUGUUGAUCGUUCAUCUCGAUAGGGUAAGGAUGCGUUAUUUCGAACUGUGCGAGUUUUUCAAAGCGUAGAAGGGGAAGGAAAUCACGGUACAUGAGUACGGGGAGGCCGUUGAAAGCCUCCUCGUCAUCUGCAUCAUAGUUGAGCUGAAAAAAAUCGAGGGUGAGGGUAUGGAGCGAGGUGCAUGAUUCGGAAAGCAUGUCGAGGAAGUCCUUGACGUAUUUUGGCUGCGGGUGAGAUGCGAUAUGCAGCCACAAUUCUUCCAGGCGAUGUGAUGGUAAGACUGUAGGUGUCAAGAAUGCGGAUGCGUUGCUGAUGGUAUCAGUGGAGAACGCAAGAAUCUCGAGUGAAGGAAAGGCAUUUGGAUCCAACGAAGGGGCUGAAAAAGGGAAUUGUUCCUCUCCGUCAGAGACCACUCGAAGCAGGGAGAGAUUUUGAGUUAUGGCUUUAAGGCUUUUGUGAUGCUGCAACUCUCUCGCCAAGUUGGUCGAAAAAUAUCCAAGUGGGAGAUUUAUAUCCUCUAGUUGUUGAAGGGAGCGGAGAAGCUCGACCAGGUCUGUCUCAUGGCGAGGUAAUGAGCAGUAACUUUUGAUGCGGAGUGACUUCACAUGCGAGGCCCUAUCUCUAACGCUUCGCACCAGCCUGGGGAACGAGGUGGAUGCGAUGAUCAGAUGAAGGUGAACCAAUGUUUCGCUCAUGAAAAGCGCAUCCUGGUCUCGACCUGUGAUGAAGAGUGACCGAAGGUUCUGGAAGAUGGCCUGGGUGGGACGAGUGAUCGCGAUGUCAAAUGCGGCGUGGCGGGAGAGUAUAUAAGAGGAUUCCGGUGGGAAGUUGGUGAAACUUCGUACUCUUCGCGAAUUCGGAAGAAAUCGUGCCCAUUGUUCCGCGGUGGGCUCUGUGAUAAACGACAAAGUUUGGACGGUGUCGGAAGGAUCGCUCCUGGCCACCCGCAUAGGGGCCAAGGAGCUAAACACAUCGGGUUCGGCAACUUUCCAGGUCUCGUCGAGUGCAGGAUCUGUCCAUUGCCUACAAACUCGUGCAUUGCGGGCAUUAGAGCCAGGCUCUAGGCACUGGAAGAUGCCCAUUAGGAUCUCAGGUAUCGAAAGGCCGCGAUGCAUCGUAAGUCUUCAAGGCAGUGGAAAGGUUACUAGGUGAUUUUGGUCUAACACCGUCGCGCAGUUACGCAUGGAUCACCAUCAAAAGUUGU
This is a messenger RNA of Stereum hirsutum FP-91666 SS1, 3360 nucleotides long. RefSeq lists its product as uncharacterized. The coding region runs from base 121 to 1425 and encodes 434 amino acids. The transcript is spliced from 11 exons. The record is from RefSeq and is a predicted model, not a curated record. NCBI's taxonomy places the organism in Eukaryota, Fungi, Basidiomycota, Agaricomycetes, Russulales, Stereaceae.